GUCAUCUAGCCAAGGAUAGAUUCAAUAUUCGGCUUGAAUAACAGACACGUGAUCACCAGCUUGCCUUACCAUAGCAUGUCUACGUUUACGCUGACGCUAUGCCUUUAGGACCUAGUCCUUGGCUCUUCUGGCUCUCCGCUUUCCACAUGGCAGAUGCAAUGCGCGACUUUAAGCUAUACGACCCAAAUGACGACCUUCUUUUGGCCCGCUCUACCCGAGUCGGGCGAAUUUGUUUUGGUCGUCCUACUGGCUCGUUUACGGUUGGGUUGCAAACAAAACCUACGACCCAUCCAAGUUCGUCUGAGCCUCACGGCUACAUUACGGCUACAGCAUUUCUGCCUGCUCAGUUUCGUCAGCUUAUUUGCCUUAAGAGACCAUGCCAGGUUCUAAACAUUAGGUGCUGGUCAUAAUUCGUGGUUUUGAAUUCUGAUAUCUCUAGGUAUGGGAGUGAUGAUUGAAUUGGGUAGUCGAUAGGA
Daldinia caldariorum is the source of this 476-nucleotide messenger RNA. RefSeq lists its product as uncharacterized. The transcript has 2 exons. The record is from RefSeq and is a predicted model, not a curated record. Lineage: Eukaryota; Fungi; Ascomycota; Sordariomycetes; Xylariales; Hypoxylaceae. The coding region runs from base 99 to 410 and encodes 103 amino acids.